GUCUGCGAAUCAUUACUCGUUUGAAAACAAAUCAAACAUGGAUGUCAAGAGUUGUGCUAAAUUUGUGUUGCUGAUGCUCGUGGCCACGAUAGCGUUGCAGGCAUCCCUCACUGAGGGGAAGCGAUUUAAAUCGGACUUGUGUAAGGUCCAAUGCUUGGCUGAAUGUUCUGUGAUCCCUAACAAAAGGGCCUGCUAUCUCGCAUGCUACAAGAAUUGUAUAGGGGCAUCGGAGGCUGUGACAUUCGAAAGCCAAUGCAACCUCGAUUGCAUGGUGUCCACAUGUCUUGAACUACAUCCUGAUGCCAAGAAAGUUGAUGGUUGUGUGAAUUCAUGCUCAGAAAAUUGCAAGAAAUCUUAAGCCCCUCAAGAGUUUGGAGGAUCGCAUUUGCAAUUAAAGCAAAAUAAUAAAUCGUGUACUUGUAGAGAAGAAUGUAUGGGACAAAAGGAAUAAUAGAUACAAAGUGCACGUUACUUUGCUCAGAAA
Molecule: messenger RNA, 484 nt
Organism: Syzygium oleosum
Lineage: Eukaryota; Viridiplantae; Streptophyta; Magnoliopsida; Myrtales; Myrtaceae
Exons: 2
Coding region: 38-358 (106 amino acids)
Source: RefSeq, a predicted model, not a curated record